Messenger RNA from Penicillium oxalicum, 1488 nucleotides. Its product is annotated as MFS transporter. Gene Ontology annotation, biological process: transmembrane transport. Bases 1 to 1488 code for a protein of 495 amino acids. The record is from RefSeq and is a predicted model, not a curated record. The transcript is spliced from 5 exons. Gene Ontology annotation, molecular function: transmembrane transporter activity. Lineage: Eukaryota; Fungi; Ascomycota; Eurotiomycetes; Eurotiales; Aspergillaceae.
AUGGGGUCUUGGUCGAAAAUUUUGGGAUUCCUUCGAGGCGGCCAGGAAUCUAAACGGCCAAGACUAUUGGAAAUUAGAUCGGCCAGAUGGUUUAUCCUGUUCACGGUGUCUUUUGCUGUAUGCACGGAUAUAUUUAUGUAUGGAAUAAUCGUGCCCGUGACCCCAACAGCCUUGCAGCAAAGGGCCAACAUUUCACCAGAUAAUGUUCAAACAUGGACGUCAGUAUUACUCGCUCUAUAUUCAGCGGCUUUGUUAGGGUUCUCUCCGGUCAUUGGCUAUUUAGCUGACCGUGCUGGUUCACGUCGUUGGCCAUUACUUCUUGGCCUGGUACUCUUGGCAGGCGCAACAGCCUUGCUUUGCGUCGGUACCAACAUCGCUCUUUGGAUCUUGGGUCGCUUGCUUCAAGGCGCCGCAGCCGCUGUAGUAUGGACUGUCGGGAUUGCGCUCCUGGUAGAUACCGUCGGCAAAGAGGGGCUAGGCCAAGCCAUUGGCGUUGUCUCCAUGUCCUUGAGUAUUGGCACAGUUGCAGGGCCCCUUCUUGGCGGUGUGCUCUAUCAACACGGUGGAUACUACUCUGUCUUUGGGCUCGCAUUCGGCUUGAUCGUCAUUGACAUAUUUCUACGACUGAUUCUGAUUGAGCAGAAGCUUGCUGCCCGGUGGCUAACACCUGGAUCAAGCCUGCAACCGACCCUGCAAUCCGACCCGGAAAAGAACUCAGUGGGCGAGCCGUCUGGUUCUCCGUCGACUGCGCAGACCAACUCACCUGACGACGAUGAGAUCAAAUCAACUCGAAGCCGGAACCCACUAUCUCAGACAAAGACCCUGUUAAGCUCCCCGCGCCUGGUUUGCGCUCUUUGGGGAUACUUUAUUGUUUCCCUGGUUCUGACCUCCUUUGAUAGCGUUCUCCCGCUCUUUGUCGAGGAGACUUUUGGGUGGCAACAGACAGCUCAGGGGCUCAUUUUUUUGCCUCUUAUGAUCCCCAACGUGACUGACCCAAUCACCGGGUACAUCAUCGAUCGAUAUCCGGCCUCGCCGCGAUAUCUCGCCACCGGAGCGUUCAUUUGCGCCGUCCCAAUCGCUGUUCUGCUCCGACUAGUGACGAGCAAUACAAUACACGACAAGAUCGUGCUCUGCGCUUUACUUGCCUUGCUUGGCUUGUGUCUGGCGGUUUCAAUGCCGCCACUAGUCACCGAGGUAUUCCACGCCGUGAAGGAGAAAGAGGAUGAAUCUCCAACCAGCUUUGGGCGCGGAGGCGCCACUGCCCUAGCGUUCGGUCUUUCCAACAUGGGAUUUGCGGCCGGUAGCCUCAUCGGGCCUUUCUUUGCUGGCUUCAUUCGGCAGAGCGCCGGCUGGGGGGCCAUGGGUUGGGCCAUGGGGAUCAUCACUGGUGUAUCUGCCAUUCCACUCUUUCUGUUCAUCGGCGGUUGGAUUGGGAAGAAGCGAGCAGGUUUACCGGAUGAAAAUAUUCCAGCGACUUUGGAGCAUUAA